CAACAAACUAAUACAGUAAAUGUAUGAUGUUUUUGAUCAUUACAGCAGUGAGGAUCUGUGUGAGCAGUCAUGGACGGGGGUCUGUUUGUGCUGCUUCUGCUGUCAGGACUCUUCUGGAGCAGUUCUGCUCUUUCUCGUCCGUACUUCUAUAUAAAUACAGCAAUGUCGUGGCCAGAUGCUCAGAGUUACUGCAGAGAGAGAUUCACUGAUCUGGCUACUGUAGACAACAUGGAUGACGUGAACAGGCUGGUAAAUAUAACAGAUGCUGGAUACAGCGGAUCAGUGUGGAUUGGACUGAUGAAGGGGACACAGAAACAGUGGAGUUGGUCUAAUGGAGAAAACACAACUUCUCAGUACUAUAACUGGGCUUCAGGACAGCCAGAUGCAGAUGGAGAUUGUGUUGUUAUUAAUUCUGGAUUUUGGCAUGAUAUGUCAUGUAGUAAUAACCGAUAUUUUGUGUGCUACAAAAGUGAUGGAUACGUCUUUGUAAAAAGUGAUAGAAACUGGACAGAUGCUCGGAGCCACUGCAGACAGUAUUAUACCGAUCUGGCCACCAUCCACAGCUCUGUGGAGAAUAAGCAGAUAACUACGCAAAUUUUAACCGGAACGUCCUUCUGGCUUGGUCUGUUUCUGGACUCUUGGGGAUGGUCUGAUCAGUGGGAUCUGAGUUUCAGACACUGGGCAGCAGGUCAACCUUCCCAGACUUCAGGAUCUAACUGUGUUGGCAUGACAAGAACCGAGUCUGGCAGAUGGUCUCAGUACAGCUGUGAUGUACAGCAGCCAUUUAUCUGCUAUGGAGAUGACUCGAAAAAACAAAUUGUGAGAUUGAAAAUCGCAUGUCAUGGAAAAUGUGCAUUGAAUGAUCCUUCAAUACAGACAGCUAUCCUGAAUGAGAUAAGUGAAAAGCUGAAGAACAUGAUGUUGGAGAGUGAAAGCAAAAUAAGAUGGAGAAAGGGGAGCAAUGGAGAGGUGUUUCAUCAGGAGAACAACCAUAUGGUGAAUUUAGAUAAUAAAUGUAUUAGGAAUGUGUAAUGUACUUUUUAAAAAACGAAAACACUGC
Puntigrus tetrazona (Sumatra barb) is the source of this 1060-nucleotide messenger RNA. Its product is annotated as C-type mannose receptor 2-like. The record is from RefSeq and is a predicted model, not a curated record. The coding region runs from base 70 to 1032 and encodes 320 amino acids. NCBI's taxonomy places the organism in Eukaryota, Metazoa, Chordata, Actinopteri, Cypriniformes, Cyprinidae. The transcript is spliced from 5 exons.